This is a messenger RNA of Vitis riparia (riverbank grape), 1255 nucleotides long. RefSeq lists its product as uncharacterized. The coding region runs from base 162 to 920 and encodes 252 amino acids. The record is from RefSeq and is a predicted model, not a curated record. The transcript has 2 exons. NCBI's taxonomy places the organism in Eukaryota, Viridiplantae, Streptophyta, Magnoliopsida, Vitales, Vitaceae.
UCCUUUUUUCUGACAGAAUUCUUCUUCUUCUUCUUCUUCUUGGAAGGUUUCAGGCUUUCAGCAACCAGGUAAUAUCAUCAUCAUCAUCAUCAUCACUUCAUCUUCUUGGAAGGCUUCAUCAACCAGGUUCUAAUCAAGGACUUUUUGAGAAGCUCCCCAUAAUGACAAUCACUGAAAACACUCAUUUCAGCCACCCACAGCACCCACUUGACCUGAAAAAUUAUCAGAAGCCUUACACCUGCGAUGGAUGCAGAGAACAAGGCUUUGGAUCAAGAUACCGAUGCGAGCUAUGCCACUACGAUCUUCACCCAGAUUGUGCCUUCACCGACUCCACCACUUCCCACAAGUUCUUCAAAGCACGCACCUUCAAAUUCUUGGACCAACGUCCGGGAAAAUGCUGUAAUUCCCACUGCAAAGACUGCAUGAGAUACUGUGAUGCCUGCGGGAAGCCAAUACAUGGCUUUGUGUACCACUGCAAGGAGAAGGGCUGGGAUUUGCACCCAUGCUGCCGCAAUCUUACGAAUGAAUUAGACAUAGACGGCAUUAAAUUUCACCUCCGUGGGACGGUUUCUUCAAAGUGCAUAUGGUGCAAUCAGAGAAACCCUCCAGGCAGUGUUUCGGGCAUUCGGGGUUGGUCCUAUGUCUCCAAGUGCAAAAACUACCGUUUCCAUGUGUACUGCGCAACAGAAAUGGUGAAUCAAGUCUGGAAGAAUGGGGGUAGUAAGGAUAGUAAUGAAUGUCUGUCAAUAGAGAAUGUGAAGCUUCCUCUUCCGGUUUCUUUGAAUAGAAGUGGUGGGAGUGGUAGCAAUUCUUUUAUGAGGAUAGUGAAGGUAUUUCUCAAGACAAUUGCUGGUAUUCUUUUGGGAGAUCCAACCAUAACUCUUACUUCUCUCUUCGUGGAAUUGGUCUUUAAGGAAUGAUUAUUUGGCUCGUUGUGGUCCGUCUCUCUUUCUUGGUACAUUCCUCAAUUAAUCCUACCUCUUUUAUCAUAAUUUUAUCACUUCAUUAAGUUCAUAGAUAGUGAUUAAUUAAAGAAAGAAAUCACUAUAUAGAGAAGUGAUAAAAAUAGUAUAAGAUAAAAGAGAUGAAUAAAAGAAUACUUUCCACUUCAAUUUUUGUUAUUUCCUAUGCAACCCAUGAAUGUCUCAUAAAAGAGCUUCGUGUUAUCUUCUCUUGUAAUCCUAUUUCGCAGUGUUUGGCCUGUAUUGUAUCUCUUGAAGAACUUCCAUGAAUUCAUGAACUUUUCUGAUCUAUC